Rhinocladiella mackenziei CBS 650.93 is the source of this 801-nucleotide messenger RNA. RefSeq lists its product as uncharacterized. Gene Ontology annotation, molecular function: oxidoreductase activity. The record is from RefSeq and is a predicted model, not a curated record. Bases 1 to 801 code for a protein of 266 amino acids. Lineage: Eukaryota; Fungi; Ascomycota; Eurotiomycetes; Chaetothyriales; Herpotrichiellaceae. The transcript has a single exon.
AUGUCCCCUUCCACCAAGUACAAUUCCAAACUCCAAGACAAGCGCAUUUUGGUCCUGGGAGGUACCUCUGGAAUUGGAUUUUGCGUCGCUGAAGCUGCCAGGGAAUCUGGAGCGACUGUCCUCGUGUCAGGGUCUAACCGGUCCAAGCUCGAGAACGCCAUUCAACGGAUACACGCCAGCUGCCCAGGCUCACCGAAGGGUAGCCUCCGGGGAUACGCGAAAGACUUGUCGGAUGUGAGCACGCUGGAAAGCAGCCUGGCGGAGCUAUUCGAGCAGGUCACCGAGGCUGGGAAAUACAAGCUCGACCACAUCGUCUACACGGCAGGCAACGUCGUCGGACUCGUCAAGCUGGACGACCUAGACACCCAUAUGAUCACCGCGAACGGGAUCAUGCGGUUUUACGUCCCGAUCAUGGUGGGCAAGAUCGCACCAAAGUAUAUGAUACAAAGUCACGAAUCCUCCAUCUCAUUCACCAGCGGUUACAGCAAUGUGAAACCGCGGGCAGGUCGUGUGUUGAUGGCUGGGUGGGCCGCCGGGGUAGAAGGUGUGGCACGCGCUCUCGCGGUGGACUUACGGCCCAUUAGAGUUAACUGCGUUUGUCCUGGCGCUGUACACACAGAGUUGUUUGAUCGGAUGCCGAAGCAUUUGCUAGAUCCGCUGGUGGGGAAGUAUGUCAGUGGAACUCUGACAGGGACAAUCGGACAGCCGGAGCAGGCAGCGGAAGCGUAUCUAUAUUGCAUGAGGGACGCUUUUGUAGAUGGGACGGUGGUGCACUCCAAUGGCGGAUACUUGUUGGGAUGA